This is a messenger RNA of Funneliformis mosseae, 132 nucleotides long. The record is from the annotation of a GenBank genome assembly. Lineage: Eukaryota; Fungi; Glomeromycota; Glomeromycetes; Glomerales; Glomeraceae.
AUGGCAACUGACACUUGUUAUACUAUCAUUCACCAGGAUGACAGUUCAGAUCAACCUUCCUUGCAGGAGCUCAAAACGGCUCUCGAAAAGGGUUCUGAGGAGGCCAAAAUUGAGACCAUGAAAAAAAUUUUA